Messenger RNA from Entrophospora candida, 834 nucleotides. The record is from the annotation of a GenBank genome assembly. Lineage: Eukaryota; Fungi; Glomeromycota; Glomeromycetes; Entrophosporales; Entrophosporaceae.
AUGUAUGCUUACAAUUUGAUGCGAAAAAGACAAUCAGAAGAAAGUAGAGCUAAAUUGGAACAACAAUUAAAAGAUUAUAUGAAUAAUGCGACUCCAUACAUGCGGGAAUUUCAAAGAAUGAAAAUCACUGAAUUUGAAUAUAAAAGAGAGGUUGAUAAGAUAAAAUCACAAUUAGAAAAAUAUGAUGAAAAAUAUGGAAUGAAUGAUCCAAAGGAAUCAGCGAAAAAAAUCUCAAAAUUAGAAACUGAAUGUUGUUAUCUUAAAAAAAGUGAGAAAGAAUUAUUACAAGAAAUUCAAGUUUUAGGCGAAUAUUGGACACGUAAAGAUGAAGAAAAUAUCCAAAAAGUCUUUGAAAUUAUUGCACAAGAUGAAAGAAUACAGAUUGCAAUGGAGCUUGAAUUAAAUGCUAGACAAAAAUUGAAUGCUGCCUGGACGGAACAAGCAUCAUUAGUAAAAUUGAAAAGUCUUUUGUUCACAGUUAUUCAAAGCCAGACUGAUUGUAUUCGACCAAUGAAACUCUUGGAAAAUAAUUUUAAAUCACAAUUGGAAAAUGCUAAUAAAGAAAUGGCAUGCUCUAAACAAGUGAUUAAUGCCUAUGAACUCCAAUUAAUUAAAAUGACUCAACGACAAAAAGAAACGAAAGAAAAAAUAGAUAAAACAUACAAUUCUUAUAUAGAUCUUCAAAAAAGAUAUGAUAAUUUGACAAGAUCAUAUGAAAAUGUAUCAUUUAAAUUUAGGAGAUUAAAUGAAGAAUUAGAAAUUUCCAAGAAAAAAGCAAAACUACUAGAUAAUAAUCAAUCAAACAUAUCUGCACAAUUAGCAUAUAAUUAUGAG